UGCUAUCUUAGGUUUGUCAUUAUGGUUAUCAGUACAUUAGUAUAUUGAGUAAAACAGUUAACUGUAGAUUAAAUUAAGAGUGUCAUAGUGCAAACUUUGGAGGGACACUUACGUGCUAUCUUAGGAACCUUAACUGUAGAAGAGAUAGUCAAGGACAGAGACCAAUUUGCAUCCUUGGUACGAGAAGUUGCAUCACCCGAUGUUGGUCGGAUGGGAAUAGAGAUUCUCAGCUUUACCAUUAAGGAUGUGAUUGAUAACGUUGAAUAUCUCGCUUCUCUGGGCCGAGCUCGAACUGCUGAUGUAAAACGAGAUGCAAAUAUUGGAGUAGCACAGGCUGAAAGAGAUGCUGGCAUUAGUGAAGCAGAGUGUGAAAAGUUUACCAUGGAUGUAAAAUAUUCAGCUAAUACAAAGAUUGAGAAUUCAAGCCGUCUUUUUCAGUUACAGAAAAGCAAAUUUGAUGCAGAGGUUAACACAAAAAAAGCUGAAGCCCAGUUGGCCUAUGAACUUCAGGAAGCCAGGAUGAAGCAGAAGAUUAGGAAUGAGGAGAUUGAGAUUGAAGUUGUUGAAAGACGAAAGCAAAUCGAUGUCGAAGAGAAAGAAAUACUUAGAAAAGACAAAGAGCUUACAGCUACAGUAAGGUUAACAGCAGAGGCAGAAGCUUAUAAAGUAGAAAAAUUGGCCCAAGGAAAACGUGUGGAAACGGUUGAAACUGCCCGUGCAGAAGCGGAAAGCAUUAAGGUGGUUGGAGCGGCAGAAGCUUAUGCUAUUGAAAGAGUAGGAAAAGCAGAAGCUGAGAGAAUGAGGAUGAAAGCUGCAGCUUAUAAACAGUUUGGUAAUGCUGCUGUUCUGAGUCGAGUCCUAGAGGUUCUUCCAAAGAUUGCAGCUGAAAUAUCUGCACCAUUGGGUAAAACAGAAGAUAUCAUUUUGAUUGGAGAAGGAGACCAAUCUGCCACUGGCGCCCUGAAAUUGAUGAGUCAAGUUCGGCCUAAUGUUCAAGCUCUGACUGAUGUUGAUCUCCAGAAGGUGGUUCUUGAAGUUCCUGGAGCCAAGUAGGAAUUUCUUGGAAGCUUGGAACUUUUAAACGUUCUCUACUAAUGAUCGUGCUUCACUAUUUAGCAAACAGUGAAUUUCUUCCUUUAGUUCUUUAAUACUCGAAAGUGUUUGGCCUUGUCCAUCUCGCUUAAAAUACUUACUUUUUAUUCUAGCUUGAAGAUAAAAUAAUCAUUUGAUAUUCUUUCAGUAAUUUGAAAACUACAAACACUCAGUUACUCGGUUCUUAUAUUUGUGACAUUAGUGGUGUAGUUCCAGAAAAGCAUAUCUGGAGUUUGGUCUUUCCAAAAUCGUAAGGUUUGGAACAGUGUAUCGACAAGCAGAAUGUCAAUUAGUUUCUUAAGUGAAGUGUAUUGAAAGGUAAUUUUUCUGUUCAGUAUUUAAUUUUUUAUUUUAAGUUAAACAAUUAAUAUUUUUGCUGAACAUAACCAUUAGUUCAUAACGAAAAUUGAUAAUUAAGUUCGAGGGUGCACCCGGUUUUAUAAAAAGUGCUUUGGUGACACCAAGGUUCAUCCUGGAUUCAGUACAUCAUUGAGUUCUAUACUGGUCAAUUCCUAAACUUGCUCAGUAAUACUCAAGUUGGUUUAUUACCAGGUCUGUCACUGUUAAAUCUUAGUCAAAAUAUAAUGGUUAAAAAUGGAGUUGUCUGUCACUGGGCUUGUAGUAGUGAUAACUCACACAAGAAAGCACAAGCCAUGGAGUUCUAGUGCAAAAUGAGGUCUUGGGUUCAAGUGUCAUGAGAGCAAAGUAUUAUUUCUUUACAAAAUUGUUUACAGGUAUUCAGGGUUCUUGUCUUUAUUUCUUUCUAUUUGCUUCUUCAUCAGAAACAAUCAUAUCCAUAUAAAAGAACAAAUUUAAAAUGAUAUAAUUGUUAAUU
Messenger RNA from Limulus polyphemus (Atlantic horseshoe crab), 1927 nucleotides. Its product is annotated as flotillin-2-like. The transcript is spliced from 7 exons. NCBI's taxonomy places the organism in Eukaryota, Metazoa, Arthropoda, Merostomata, Xiphosura, Limulidae. Gene Ontology annotation, biological process: protein localization to plasma membrane; regulation of myoblast differentiation. The record is from RefSeq and is a predicted model, not a curated record. The coding region runs from base 211 to 1053 and encodes 280 amino acids. Gene Ontology annotation, cellular component: plasma membrane.